This is a messenger RNA of Centropristis striata (black sea bass), 4864 nucleotides long. It is a transcript of the gene exoc3l4, whose product is annotated as exocyst complex component 3-like 4. Gene Ontology annotation, biological process: base-excision repair; exocyst localization; exocytosis. The transcript has 13 exons. Gene Ontology annotation, cellular component: exocyst. The record is from RefSeq and is a predicted model, not a curated record. Lineage: Eukaryota; Metazoa; Chordata; Actinopteri; Perciformes; Serranidae. Gene Ontology annotation, molecular function: DNA-(apurinic or apyrimidinic site) endonuclease activity; zinc ion binding; SNARE binding. Bases 1203 to 3590 code for a protein of 795 amino acids.
UCCUGAAAAUAAACCAUGGCUUCAAAUAUUUACACAGUUGUUGUGUUCCAUAAUGAAUUCACAAGGAAGCUUUCACAGUCCAUUAUAUGUAAUUUAUCAGAAAUGCACAAGAAAUGUCAUGUAAAUCAUACUAUUAUAUGUAAAAAUCAAUAUAUUGGCUAAUAAUGUUAAUCUACAUAUUCUAAUUUCAAUUAUUCUUACAAACAAUUAAUAAACCUGUUAUUUUUUUAAUGUUAAACUUUAAAUCAACAGUAAAAUGUUGCUGACUGACGAGUUUUUAAUGCCAUCCUUGUUUACUCUAUGUCAAAUAAAGAGGUUUACAUUAUUGAUAAUGAUAUUAGUAAUACUUCUGUCCAUCAACUCAACAACUCAAGUGUGGUAAAACUGUAGUUGGCAUUUGUAAAUGGCUGCAGUGGGCAUACUGAAAGUAAAAAGCAUUAGUGGUGAACUGCUUUUUUUCACUUUCAUUUCUUUUGUUUGCAUUUUUUUUUGUUUACUCCUACAGCGCAUCAACCACACCAAGAAACAUAUUUUACUAAAGACACAUUCAACACAGACAGAUUUGUUGCAAAUGAAAUGAAACCAAAAGUAUCUAUGUGGCUUGAUAUCAGUAGGUCUGGGUAAAUAUUGACUGACUGAAUGAGACAUUUCAAGGUUAAAAGUCCAAUUCUGUGCAAUGUUUACAUGGAUAAACAAAUGUUAUUUACCUUUAUUCAGCCUUUAUUUUAACUCCCACCGGAAUAAAAUUUGCAUUUGACAUUUGCAGCCCCCCUCGGAGUCCACCAGCGGACAUGGACAGCCAGAGGACACAAUAAAGAUUGUAUGAAGUAAAUCGACACGAAACUAAUAGUGAGCAGGACAAAAAUAGAAUUUGGGGACACCCCCAGUGGAAUUUACGCUCUUGAGCUCUUGUGUACAACAUGUAGUUUCUGUUGCAACAUAUUCCCAACAUAUUUCAUGUCAUUCUCUCACCGUGUUGACAUGAACUGCACUGCCAGAAUGUGAUGUUAUCUGUAAACAAAACUGCUCCGCCUGUACCAGCUGACUGAACCCACAACAACCAAAAACACACCUUAACUACUGCUUCACACACACACACACACACACACACACACACACACACACACAGUGUUGAGCAGCCAGACUGUAACCUCUAAUCUAAUGCAGUUUCCUCACAGGUGUAUGUUAUUUAACGGGAUGAGAUGUCACAAAUGAUGGACAAGACUACUGAAAACUCAGACGAGGACAGGGUUUCUAUCAAGAGCAACGGGAGGACAGCGAGCAACGGGAAGACACCAAGCAUCGGCGGCAUGAAGGACACUCUGGGAAAGUCAUUCAGAAACAGCAUGCGGCGAGUGAAGGAGAUGAGCCCGCUGUCAUCUGGGGGCAAGGGGUCAAAGGUCACGACUGGCAAUGAUUCUGGGUUGCAGCCGCCUCCGUCACCCAGUCUGAGUGCCGGCUCUCCGGUGAUGUCUCCUCUGAGGAACAUCGGAGGGCUUUUUCACAAAAAAGAGGAAGACGAGAACGACGUCUCUUCACAGAAAGGCAAAGGUCUGACGCGUUCAAAGACAGAUCCAAACAUGGGGCUCACUGAUGCUCUCAUUAAAAGAGGAGGGAAUAUACGUCGAAGCCUGACAUUUCGCAAGAAGAAGGAUAACACCUGCAAACAGCCAGCUUCAGUGGAGGAGAUGAAGGAGGAUAAAGAAGAGGAGGAGGAGGUGGUGGUGUGGGAGGAGAUGGAGGAGUCUUACACGCUGCCAGAAAUACCACACACACCGCUGUCAGUGAUGCAGAUCAAUAAGCUGAUAGAGAUGGAGGUGCUGGAGGAGUCUCACCUGAACCUGCUCGCCCUGCGGAAGGAGUUCCAGCAGGAGCAGGAACGCUGCAGUGAGGACUCCCCCAUGGAGCUGGCCAAGAAGGAAAAAGACCUCAACCUCCUCUAUGGAGAAAUGAGGAACAAAUUCAACACCAUCGUGCGUGACUCCAACUCUCUUCCCUCUAGAAACAAGGGGCUGUUGGUGCACGUGGCCCGCAUCAUUCAAGAGGAGGAGAGGAGAGCAGAGGAACCCGGCGGACUUCAAGGUAGCUGGAUGGAGGCCUGGAGGGAGGCGGUGGGCGAGGGCGUGCAGGUAAAGGUGGAGGGUGUUCACCUGGACCGGAGGGAGCAGAACACCUCUUGGUUGGCGGUUCAUCUGGGGCUGCUGGGUAAAGCCAUUGUGGAGGAUUUGGAGAAUGUGAAGAAGGAGCUGCGGUGGUCAUACCCUCCCAGCUUUAAAGUCUUCAGCACCUACGUGAGGAGUUACCACAAAGUCACUGGGCAGCACCUGAAGAAGCUGGAGCCGCAGGUGACAGAGCUGAAGGACCUGCAUGCUCUGCUGGACUGGAUCAUCAACCGCUACAAGAGCGAGAGGAUCAUGGGAAAUCUCUCCCUGCAGCCAGACAUGAAGGAUGAGAGCGCUGAGCUGCAGCUGGAGGACGACCUCCUGAAGAAGCUGAAAGACAAGUACUGCUGCAAAGUGAAGGAGGAGUUGAGAUGUUCACUGGAAAGAAUCAUUGAACUGGAAAAUGAGGAAGUUUGGUCGGAGAGAAAGACUCCAGAGAAGGAGGACGAAUUCCUCAACUCUGAUCUUCACAUGGACGUCUGGACGAAAGUGAAAGGAUAUGUUGUGAACUCUCGACUGAUUGAUGCUCAGCUGGAACAGAAAGUAAUCUCCUCUUGCCUCCAAGAGCUGAACGAGUUUCCCAAGAGAUUUGAGGCGGAGUUCAGGCGUCACUGCAGCGAGCUGAGACCGCAGCCUCUUUGGACCGAGUAUCACAUUACAUACAUCAACAGCUUCACUGCUUUACAGCAGCACAUGGAGGAGUACAGGGACGCCUGUCCCGAUGAGGUGGACAGGUUCGAUAAAGAAGCAAAGUGGCUGAUUAUCAGGCUCAUUCAGGUGCUGGAGGACCACUUUAAAGAGGACGUCAAGCCGUACCUGAGGAGGAUGAUGACCAGGAAGUGGCUCACCAUCGAUGAGGACUUUGAGCAGCUUUACAGUCGGACGGAGCUGCUUUCUCAUCACUGCGCUCUGAUGAGCUCUCCACAUGCUCAGGAGUUUGCGAGCCGUCUGCACUAUCACGUGGUGAGGGAAUACGUCGGUCAGCUGAUGAAGAGCAACUACUCGUGCAAGAACCGUAAACAUGAGAAGGCAGGGAACAAGAUCUGCGGGCAGUGGGGAAGACUCAGAGAUCUGUUUGAGGACAUGAAUUCGACUCACGAGUGGCUCCACGAUGUCGGAGACAACCUGGGCGACAUCAUCAGACAGAAAAGCAAGACAGACAUAAAGAAUCAUCUGCAGCCUUUAGUGGAGCAUUACCCCGACUUCAGCAGGAAACACCUGGUUGCCGUCCUGUACUUCAGAGGGCUGAUGAGAGGCCGCGAGCACCAGCUGAUCCUCCAGCGGCUCACAGAGCUGAAGAAGAACCUGGGCAGCGUCGGCGGCGACAAUAGCCGAGUUUUAUUUGGUGACAUGCAGGUCACCGUCAACACAGACUGCCUCUCCAAUCUGCCUUUCUCCUGCCUCAGCUUCCUGCUGCCCGACAACUAGUGGAGUUCUCUGAGAGGAGGACGAUGAAAGCUCAACAGGUGACAGUAAAGUUGUGGUUUUUAAAGAUGGGUUUGACACAUUUUGACACAUAUUAAGAUUCUUGUUCUCAAAUGUCCUUCUGAAAUGAAAAAAAGCACUUUUUGCACAGAAUCAGGAACGAGUGAACUUGUGUUCUUCUAAAAGCAAACAUUAGAUGUCUCCUCUAACAAACUGUUAACUCUAGACAUGUGCAUCCACUUUAAAAACACAUUAGAAGUGACGCGCGUGGUGUGUUUCUUAUUAGUGGUGUUUCCAUCAUUGUGAGGAACUGCAGGACUGUUUUCUGGGAAAGAAAAGAUUUCACCAACUAAUCCGGAUAAAGUCCACUCAUCAAAGAUUGUGAAACUUUCAUACAUGGAAGAAUGUGAAGUUCUCGGCAAAUGUUAUAAAUUAAAGGAAGGUUUCAGGGGAGGUUUUCUAAACUCUAACACUAAUUUUCUGUUGAAUUACACUUUUGUUGCAAUAUGCAUCUCGUUUGAUGGCUGUGUUAGAUGCCAAUUUGAGGUUAAAGUGUCAGAUUAACUCAUAAAAACUGUGGAAGACUCUUUGCACGUGAGUGUGUCGAGUGCAGUUUGAGUGAGGAGCUGAACCUCAUGGACAUUUAUCAGGACAUGAGCACUCCAGAUGGUCUACAUAUGGCUAGAGGUUGUUUGUUUUUUUUGUGAAAUUUGUGUUCUUCUACUGUCUUUCUGUCAAAUCUCUGAUUUCAGAUGAGCCUCUGUGAUUGCAAUGCAGAAAACUCUGCAAAACAAAGCUCAAUGUGAUUCUCUCUGCACAUUUAUGUAUUCAUUUAAUCAUAAUUCUGUUUUAUUGUAAAUACUCUAUGCAUGUAUGAUUGUUGUCAAUCAGGAGAAGUGAAGAGUUUCGUAUCUCAGGAUAUCAGGGUUUAAAAACUUUUUCUGACCAACAAUGCCAGAUUUUAGGAACCAAAGUUUUCAUGAAUCACGACAAUUUUACAAAUUGAAAUAUGAAAUGCUUCUGUGUUAGAUUUUUCCUUUUAGCGUAAAGAAAGAAUAUAAUGUUUAAAGCAUAUUUAACCUUUUUUUAAUAAAAUAUAUGAAACAAAUUAAAUCUCAUUAAUCUCCCAUUACUCAAUCUGCAUGUUGAGAAACUCAUAAAAAAAUACCAAAAGGUUGUAAUUUUGUGUUGUUGUUUUUUUUGUGUCGUUUAAACUAAUAAAUUGAGAUGUAGCAAACAAAACAUUAACAUACAUAAAAGAGGAAAUCAUUUUUGAA